Doryrhamphus excisus (bluestripe pipefish) is the source of this 1324-nucleotide messenger RNA. RefSeq lists its product as uncharacterized. The record is from RefSeq and is a predicted model, not a curated record. Lineage: Eukaryota; Metazoa; Chordata; Actinopteri; Syngnathiformes; Syngnathidae. Gene Ontology annotation, cellular component: membrane.
CAUAUCUUUUUUGGGGGUGGCUAAACAAAAGGAGAAUACCUCGAGUUGACUUCCUGAAUUCAGCUAAAUGGAUGUCCUCGUCCACGUCGUUAUUUCUCUGCUGCUGGCACGAAAAGUGGAAGGGUCUGAAGUGAUGACCAUGUAUGUGCAGCAGGGAAAAGACCAGCUCUUCAAAGUGAAGGAUGAUGUUACAUUAACUGACAUUUUUGUAUGGAAGUUCAACAAAAAUGAUACUAUAAUAAGAUUAAUUGAUAACCAACCACCAAAAAUAUAUUCCUGUUAUGAAACAAGAUUUAGUCUAGUCCGACAUUUCUCGUUGCUUAUAAACAAUGUUCAAGCAUCUGACACUGGAGUCUACACUGCACUGCUGCUUGGUUCUCCAGACCAGACGUUGGCAGAAUAUCAUCUUCAAGUUCAAGCUGCAGUGUCACCCGUCAAGCUUGUGGUGGCGUCGGUAUCCACCAGCGACGACUUGUGUAACAUCACGGCGACGUGCGCAACCGACAAUGGGCGUGUCAACAGCACUUUUAGAUGUGAUCGUGACAACUGCAGUGAGGUGGAAAUGCGACAUUCAGGUGCCACAACCCUGGAUUUGUAUCUCCAGGCUUUCUUCCCCAAUGUCUCCAUCGUUUGCAACCACAGCAACAAGGUCAGCUGGACCAUGGAUGCAAAGGAGGUUCGUGACAUAUGCGUUGGAGAAUCUGACAAAAGUUCAAUAGCGAACUGGAUCUGGAUUCCAGUCCUUGCUGGUCUCGGUCUUGGCUUUCUUUCUUUUCUUCUUUACAAGUGGAUGACCUUCAGAAGUCAGGUCAAGGAAUCAAGGAACCGCGCCAGGAAUCAACACGCAGACCGCUUGGAGAGCAACCAUGCCAUUUUGAAUGCAUGUCACGUAAAUGAUGCAGCAAAUCUUUCUUCAACCUACGCCUUGGUAGAAUUUCACACAGCUCCGCAAGAACACCCCAUGACUGACAGGAUCUCGCCAGAGACGAUGUAUGCUAAAGUCAUGAGAGCAAAGCCCAAUGUGGACACGGGAUCUAAGUUUCACCAGACAAUAAAACCCUUAUAGGCAUUACAAUACAAAGUUGGUUUUUUUUUGGCUUGUUUUUGUUGGAAAUAUGAAAAAUCCGCCUGUGUGUAGUAGGGCUUAGUGAUGCUUCCUUUCAAAUUAAAGCAGUGACACUUGAUGAUGAUGAUGCGUAUAAUGGCUUUUGACACAGAACACCGCCAUGAUGUAAUUGUACAAUUCCUCUCUGCAGCCUGUUGUUUCUGCCAAGACUAGGUUGAAGUCCAAAGUCGUAAGAAAUGGUCAAAAUUCAAGAUGAAU